Molecule: messenger RNA, 2704 nt
Organism: Gossypium raimondii (Peruvian cotton)
Lineage: Eukaryota; Viridiplantae; Streptophyta; Magnoliopsida; Malvales; Malvaceae
Product: casein kinase 1-like protein 9
Exons: 14
Coding region: 1059-2408 (449 amino acids)
Biological process (GO): endocytosis; signal transduction; peptidyl-serine phosphorylation
Cellular component (GO): cytoplasm; nucleus
Molecular function (GO): ATP binding; protein serine/threonine kinase activity
Source: RefSeq, a predicted model, not a curated record
GUUAACAAACAACUGAAAACUACAAUUGGUUUAUAAUAAAUAUUGGUUUUUUUUUUAUCACAGAAAAAAAACGAAUUUCUUAUUUCAUUUGAUUUUUGUUUUUCGCCAAAUUCUGGCUUUUUUUUCAACCAUUUAUUUUGUCAUUUGAUUACAAUCGGACGUUUGGGGUUUGCCAGUUGGUUCCUCCUCUUCUUCGCAGGUCACUGUAGCUGGGUUUUUUUUUCUCUCCCAAAACUAGGGUUUCCUUCCCCAAAUUUUGGGGAUUUUUCUAUCAAAUUAUGUAGUUAAGGAAAUUGGAGCCUUUUUCUCUAAUUCUUAUAAUAUUAUGUUUUUACAUGUUUGGGCUUAGGUUGAAAUCUCCAAUUUUUUCCUUUGCUUUUUUUAGCUUUGUUUUUUCCCCUUAGAAACUAGGGUUUGCGCUUUAAAUUUUUGGGGAUUUUGCUAUCGAAUUAUGUAGUUAAGGAAGGUGGAGCAUUUCUAAUAAUUAUAAAAAAAAAUGCUUUUACCAUUUUUCUUCAUGGGCUUAGAUUGAAAUCUCCAGGUUUUUUUUUUUUAAUAUCCGUUUCAAAAUUUGGGGAUUUGCUAUCAAUUUUAUAUAGUGGAAGGAAAUUGGAGCCUUUCUAAUACUUAAAAUAAUAGAUAUCCCUUCCAUCGGCUUAGAUUGAAAAUCUCCAAUUUUUCCUUUGAUUUUUAGCUUUAUUUAUUUUUCAACAAAACUAGGGUUUCGGUUUCAAAUUUUGGGGAUUUUGCUAUCAAUUUAUGCAGUAGAGGAAGCUAGGGCCUUUCUGAAAAAAUAUAAUUUUACCUUUCUUGGGUUUAGAUUGAAAUCUCUAUUUUUUUUCCUUUGAUUUUUAGCUCCACGCUUUUUUCCCCUUUUAAAUAAUUGAUCUAUUGGAGGCUAGGAGGUUUCAAUUUGGUAAAUCCAUUGAAUUUUGAGGGCCUGGGCUAUAAAUACUGAAUUUGACUCUAUUCCCAGUGAAGAGUAGCUUAAAUUAAGCCCCUUUGUGGUAUUGGGUAUUAUUGAAGACAGUAGUUUGUUAUUAUUAUUACUACUCAGAAUGGAUCAUUUGAUUGGUGGUAAGUUUAAGCUUGCAAGAAAGAUUGGCAGUGGCUCUUUUGGAGAACUCUAUUUAGGGGUUAAUGUGCAAACUGGAGAAGAUGUUGCUGUCAAACUGGAACCUGUGAAAACCAAGCAUCCACAGCUUCAUUAUGAGUCAAAAUUGUAUAUGCUUCUUCAAGGAGGAACUGGUAUUCCCCGCCUUAGAUGGUUUGGACUUGAGGCGAAUUACAAUGUCAUGGUAAUUGACCUUCUUGGACCUAGCUUGGAAGAUUUGUUUAACUACUGCAACAGGAAGCUCUCAUUAAAAACGGUGUUGAUGCUUGCUGAUCAAUUAAUUAGUAGAGUAGAAUAUAUGCAUUCGAGAGGUUUUCUUCACCGUGAUAUAAAGCCUGAUAACUUCUUGAUGGGCCUAGGGCGCAAGGCCAAUCAGGUAUAUAUCAUCGACUAUGGUCUUGCUAAGAAGUAUAGGGAUCUUCAAACUCAUAAACAUAUCCCAUACAGAGAAAACAAGAACCUAACAGGCACAGCUCGCUAUGCAAGUGUAAACACUCACCUUGGAAUUGAACAAAGCCGGAGAGAUGAUGUGGAAUCCAUUGGUUAUGUGCUCUUGUAUUUCCUGAGAGGAAGCCUUCCUUGGCAGGGGUUAAAAACGGGUACAAAAAAGCAAAAAUAUGAUAGGAUUACUGAAAAGAAGGUAUCGACUCCUAUAGAGGUGCUUUGUAAGUCAUUUCCGUCUGAGUUUGUGUCAUAUUUUCACUACUGCCGAUCUUUACGGUUUGAAGAUAAGCCAGAUUAUUCAUAUUUGAAGAGGAUUUUCCGAGACUUGUUUGUAAGAGAAGGUUUUCAAUUUGACUAUAUCUUUGACUGGACUUUAUUGAAGUACCCACAGAUUACCGGCGGCUCCAAAGGGCGGCCUUCCGGUGGAAAAGCAGGUUUAGCUGCCGGACCAGCUGUUGAAAAACCAGAAAAAUUCUCAGGCGGAAAAGAUUUUCGGGACAGAUUUGGUGGAGUCGAAGGGGUUCCCAGAAGACACAUUUCGACAACGAGACAGAAGGCUGUUGAGGAUGUCAAUUUGUCAAAGCAUGUGCAUCAUGAUUCAGAUAAAAGACAUAGUGCCUCUCGAUACGGCAGCACUUCAAGAAGAGCUGUAAUAGCAAGCAGGGCUAGUUCAGCCGGUGAAGCCAAUGACAUUCCAAAAACUCGACGGCUAUCAACCGGCAGUCGUAUCCAUAACCCAGCAGAAAGAAUCCAACUUGCCAUCGAGGCCAAAACAGGCCGCACCGCCGCUAGAGGAAGCCAUGAUGAUCAUCCACUUAGAAGUUUUGAGCUCCUCAAUAUUAAGAAAUGAUUGGCUCAAGUAUUAGACUGAUGUUUUCUCAGAACUUUCAUUCACAACUGUGUAUAUGGGACAUAUAUAUAUAUAUAUAGCUCCAUAAUCACUACCCUCAACAGUUCAUGUGGUUUUCCCUUGUUACCAAUCAUUUUUCCAAGAUUUUCCCCCCUGUUUUAAGAGUUUAUUUAUGACCAUUGUAACAUGUUCUAGACAUCAUGAAACAAAAUUCAUGUAUUUCUGUAAUUUUAUUUGUCAUAUGCAACUUGGAUGGUUGCAAUAAGAAAAUAUUAUUCUUGUGUUUUUCCCUUUUA